GGUUGAGCCGUGAGGACUAGAGCGGGUUUACUGGAGUUGCGGCGGUGAUUGGGGGUCUGUUACACCGCAAUCAUGUCCAUUAUGUCUUAUAACGGAGGGGCCGUCAUGGCCAUGAAGGGGAAAAACUGUGUAGCCAUCGCGGCCGACAGGCGCUUCGGAAUUCAGGCCCAGAUGGUGACCACAGACUUCCAGAAGAUCUUCCCCAUGGGAGAUCGCCUGUACAUCGGCCUGGCGGGGCUCGCGACUGACGUCCAGACCGUUGCGCAGCGCCUCAAGUUCCGGCUGAACCUGUAUGAGCUGAAGGAAGGUCGGCAGAUCAGGCCUUACACUCUCAUGAGCAUGGUGGCCAACCUACUGUAUGAGAAACGGUUUGGCCCCUACUACACUGAGCCCGUCAUUGCUGGGUUGGACCCGAAGACCUUUAAGCCGUUCAUUUGCUCUCUGGACCUCAUAGGCUGCCCCAUGGUGACUGACGACUUUGUGGUCAGUGGCACCUGUGCUGAACAGAUGUAUGGGAUGUGUGAGUCCCUCUGGGAGCCCAACAUGGAUCCAGAACACUUAUUUGAAACCAUCUCCCAAGCCAUGCUGAAUGCGGUGGAUCGGGAUGCUGUGUCUGGGAUGGGAGUCAUUGUCCACAUCAUUGAGAAGGACAAAAUCACCACCAGGACACUGAAGGCCCGGAUGGACUAACCCUCUCUUCUUCCUGCACCCCCAUGCCCAUUUCUUUUUUUUUUUUUUUUAAUAAAAUGUUUUUCUUUCACUAUUGCCUG
Orycteropus afer afer is the source of this 770-nucleotide messenger RNA. Lineage: Eukaryota; Metazoa; Chordata; Mammalia; Tubulidentata; Orycteropodidae. The record is from RefSeq and is a predicted model, not a curated record.